Messenger RNA from Frankliniella occidentalis (western flower thrips), 2780 nucleotides. Its product is annotated as embryonic polarity protein dorsal-like. The transcript has 13 exons. Gene Ontology annotation, cellular component: cytoplasm. The record is from RefSeq and is a predicted model, not a curated record. Gene Ontology annotation, molecular function: DNA-binding transcription factor activity; DNA binding. Lineage: Eukaryota; Metazoa; Arthropoda; Insecta; Thysanoptera; Thripidae. Gene Ontology annotation, biological process: response to cytokine; canonical NF-kappaB signal transduction; non-canonical NF-kappaB signal transduction. The coding region runs from base 908 to 2647 and encodes 579 amino acids.
UUUUUUUAUUUAAUGUUAAGUUGCACCUAGGCUUGGUUUUCUGUUUAAGUAAAUUAAAACUUUGUAAAGCUCAUAUCUAUGAUUUUAUAAAAAUGUUUGCUAUGUAAUAACGUGAUAUAAAUAUGCAUUUGUGUACUUUCCGACCUUGAACUUGUGCUCUUUGAUCGUGAACCUUAGACUUUCUAUGUAUGUCUUGUGAUUGGUUUGGAUUUCUUAUAGCAUAUUUUAUUUAUUUUAUUGUCAAUCUGAAACCUGUUUGGACUAAUAUUGUAGAUUCUUACUAGUGAAAUUGAAGGAGUAUGUGGUGCAAUGUUUUCAUUCAUUAAAAAAAAAUCUUUUGAAACAUUUUGUUUAUUUACCCCUCAGAAAAUUUGACAUUUCUCGAUCCAUGGCACUGUUCAGCAUACAAGAUGGGAGAAGUUUAACACAAUCACAGUUGCAAUGGUGGUUAUUUCACACACUAAAGAGUUGUUACAUUAGCUCAAAUUAAAUUGCCCUGUUGCCGCAGUAUAUGCUCAAGCAAAUCUAUUAAUUCACAUGCUGGAGGAAAUGUACUUGUGUUGCACGUGGCACCGGCGCGGCGGUGUCUCUGCACACUGCAGGCCGCUGCCGCUCGAGUUCCUUGUGAUGCUGAUGAGCACGGAUGACCUUGAAGACGUCAAUAUUCGGACAGUAGUCUGACCAACUGUUAUUUGUUAUUAUUUUUGUUGUUUCUUUUUUUAUUUGUGGUGAUUCUUGGUUCAGCUCCACUUAUCAUGUGUGGCAUAGUCCCUGACUUUUCUUCUGAUUUAUCAAUCUGGUAACUGAGGUAUAAUCCUCAUUAACAGUCCUUGCUUUCUUAGUGGCAAACAACUUAGAAUUAGUGAAAAAGGAUAUAAUUUUUUAUAGUAGAAAUCAUAUAAAUGAAAUGUCUCAUCAACUUGAUUGUCUAGGCCAGCAAACAGAUGACAACUUUUUACUGGAUUCCAGACUUUUGGUUGAGAAUGCUCCAAAUACAGUUGUGUCAAAUAGCAGUACUUUUCCAGGGAGCUCUAAUAUUUUGAUCUUGGAGCAACCAGCUUCUUUGGUACGUUUUCGCUAUGAGAGUGAAGGUCUUUAUCCAACACAAGGAGCUACCAGCACAGCAAUGAAGAAGACAUUUCCAACAAUACAGAUUGCUAACUUCGAUAGACUGGCUACAGUGAUAGUAUCAUGUGUAACAAAAGAUCAACCUUAUCGACCACACCCACACUGCUUAGCAGGAGAUGACUGUAAGUGGGGAGUCUACCAGAAACAAGUUCACAGCAGUGUCAUAUCCUUCCAAAAGUUAAGUGUGCAAUUUACUAAGAGGAAGCACAUUGAGGAGGUAAUGCUAGUACGACAACAAAAAAAUAUUGACCCAUUUCAAAUAAAAUUUAAUUUUUCUCAUGUAGCUGGUUUUGACCAUUGUAAGCAGCUAGAUCUUGAGAGCAUUGAUUUGGAUGCAAUUCGUCUUUGUUUGCAAGUGUUUACACUCACCAAGAAAAAAUUUGAAUCCAAAACAGAAAAAAAUCUGGCUGAUAAACACUGGAAACAAUUGGGUGUAGCUGUAUCUGAACCAAUUUACAAUAAGAAGGCAUGUACUAAUUUGAAAAUUUUGAAGUUGAGUCACAGCAGUGCUUUUGUCGAUGGUGGGAAAGAAAUCUUAAUGUUUUGUGAAAAAGUUGUAAAAGAUGAUGUUGAGAUCAGAUUUUUUGAACAGAGGGACCAAACCGGACCAGUGGAGUGGGAAGCUCUUGGUCAGUUUCACCCCUCCAAUGUACAUAAGGGAUUUGGUAUAGCUUUUCGCACACCACCUUAUAAAACUUUAGAGGUUGAAGCACCUGUUGAUGUUUUUAUCCAGUUGAGACGACCAUCUGAUAAUUCUGUUGGUGAUGCUGUGCCAUUUCAGCUUCGGCCCCCAGAGUGUUUGUCUUUCAGACAAAAAAGACGAAAGUGUGCUGCUGACUCUAAUUUAAAUCGGAGAUUGCAGGGCAUAACUCAAAGUACCCCUACUUCAAAAAUGAUGUGCUCCGGUUCAGACACAUUCUAUGGGGGUAACAAUGUUGUGUAUGAUGCUCCUGUAUCUCAACAGCAACAACCACCACCAUCACAAUUGUCAUAUUCAGAUUCCUACGGACCUGUUUUCCAACACUCAAAUUUAUUGAAUCUUAAUUCCUACACGGAAGAACAAGCCAAUAGCUUGUCCUUAGAUCCACUGGCACAAAUUAGCAACAGACAGGGCCUAAACACUGUGUCAGAUAUGAUUGAACCUUCCAUGGCUGUGACAUCCCUCUUACAUUAUCCUGACCCUAGUUCGUGCAGCUUGACAUCUACAUCCCCACAUCUGCUCCGAUCUCAAGAGGAAUAUUUUUCUGGCAUGAGCAGAGAUUGGAUUGAGAAGAAAGAAGCUGCAUACCCACCAAGUGAAAAACUUCUGCCCAUAUCAUCUGCAUAUCAUGAAUCAGGCAAAUCACAUGCACCUGGUUUUAAUGUUGAAGAGUUGAAUGCUGAGCAAACCGCACAAGCAUGUGACAAAGUUGUCAAUAAUGCGACUUACAAUAAUAAUUUUCGAGUUCUUCAAAGUCAGAAAGAUGAAUAUAGUGUGAUAGAUAAUUUGUCUGGGUUACUGGAGGAUCUCAAAUAUUGAUCAGGUUAAUGUGCUGUUCAACUUUUUACUUAUCUCUCCAAAAACAGUUUGUCUUUUUUUUUUUUCCUGAACUGAUGUAUAGUGUACACCUAUAUUAAAAAUAUGAAUAUCUAUCUAUAUAUUCCACAGCUAA